AACAGCGCGUCCCCGCAGAGCGCUUCUUGUGACUUCAGCUUGAAUGUAAUAGUUGAGUGAUAGGGUGAAAAACCCGAAAUCUCUGCUGAGGGUAGAACCUCUACAGUCGAAUGAAGAAACAAAUCUUACUACAUUUCACAUACCGAGGACUAGUAAGAAAAGGGAAGAAGAGUAAAAGAAGAAAAUGGCCAAGUUUAUAUUACGGAAAGCCGAGCCUAAAGACGUCUCUGAUAUAUUGCGACUCAUAAAGGAACUUGCGAAAUUUGAGGAAAUGGAGGAACAGGUUGUCCUAACCGAGAAAGAGUUACUCGAGGACGGCUUUGGAGAUCAUCCGUUUUAUCACUGCGUAGUGGCAGAAGUACCGAAAGAAAGCCAAUCUAUAGAAGGUUAUACAGUGGUUGGCUUUGCAAUGUAUUACUUCACUUAUGAUCCCUGGAUUGGGAAGCUGCUGUAUCUGGAGGACUUCUAUGUCAUGAAAGAGUUCAGAGGUUACGGGAUGGGCUCUGAAAUCCUGAGGAUGCUCAGUGAGACAGCGGUUAAGACUCGAUGUAGCGGGAUGCACUUCAUUGUGGCGGAGUGGAACACAUCUUCCAUCGAGUUUUAUAAGCGACGCGGCGCCUCUGACCUCUCGCACGAGGAGGGAUGGCGUCUGUAUGAGAUCGACAAGAUCAACCUACUCAAGAUGUCUUCUAAGUAGACAUCAGUGCGACAGACAAUGUUGAUUUAAUAUUCCUCAUUAAUGCUGUGUAAAUUAUAUUGUCCGUGAAUAAAAAAAACUUGAUUACA
Molecule: messenger RNA, 786 nt
Organism: Misgurnus anguillicaudatus (oriental weatherfish)
Lineage: Eukaryota; Metazoa; Chordata; Actinopteri; Cypriniformes; Cobitidae
Gene: sat1a.2
Product: spermidine/spermine N1-acetyltransferase 1a, duplicate 2
Molecular function (GO): spermidine binding; diamine N-acetyltransferase activity
Source: RefSeq, a predicted model, not a curated record